UCGGCCUCCCUCCCGGUUGUUUACAGUUUUUCCGUGUCACCAACAUAGGAGUUGAGAAAAGGCGAGAAAAUUUCAGUUUUCCCAAAGAUUUUCAAUGAAUCGAAAGAGCUGAGAGACGAUCGAAAGAGAGAGGCCGUUAAAAUAGAACCGUCCCCGAUUGACAAGAGUCCUGAGGAUCAGACCGACGAGUAGACACGUGUACCUUAGUUAUCCGAGUGGGUUUCCAAUAUUUCACCCACCCCCGGCAAGAUGAUGGUCCCGAAUAAAGAGAAAACUUCGAAACUGCUCGAACACCUGAGGAAAUUCCGCUUCCAGAAGAAACAAGGCUACACUCAAGAGCUCCAGAAUAUGCGGCAAGAGAUAGAAAAUUCAUCAAGGAGCCCUCAUCCUCGUGAAACAUCAGAAUCUGAUGAUGAAAAUUCUGUUAGCAGCAACAGCAAUUCAAAGUUCCCAUCAAGACCCAAUUCAGUGAAUGGGAAGUUUGAAAACAAUGGUGUACACUCAAUUUCUGAUUCAGAAGAUUCCCAAAGCCAGCAAUCACCAAAGAAAAGUAGAAUUAAAAAUAGGGCAUCCCUAAAAGAUAAUUCCCCAGAAUUAAGCACGAAAAAGUACUCGAGGAUAAAAAGACAAAGAAGUGGUUCGUCUUCGGAUGAAAAAUCGCCGAGAAGGGAAAAGAAAAGGCCCGCCAUGAAAAAAUACAAAUUUAAAGGAGCGGAGAAAAAGGUUGAAAACUUUUCUGAUGAAGAGGAUAAAUGGAGUGAUAGAGUCAUAGAAAGCAGUGAAGAGGAUAAUUCUGAUGUUGAGAUAUCUGAUGAUAUGACCCACUCGAAACAAAAAGUGUUUGACUUUCUGAAUACCGCAACAAAACUUGAGUUACUGCAAGUUCAGACAUGUACGGAGAAAAAAAUUGUUUACAUUUUUAAUCUCAGGCCUUUUACAGGAUGGAAAGAUCUUGUACUAAAAUUCAAAAGUGGGAAAAAUUUAAGCCCAGAAUUUUUAAAUCAUACGGUAAAAAUGCUGAAAAGUAGAGACAUUGUUGCAAGACUGAUGAAAAGGUGUUUGAAACUGGCCGUUUCAACAGAAAAAGCCAUCAUCGAAGGAUCAGCCAUGCUUGAAAAGCAACCUUCAAUUAUGACUGACAGCCUACAGUUGAAAAGCUACCAGAUGGUAGGCUUGAAUUGGUUGGCCGUCAUGCACAAUCAGGGUUUAAAUGGUAUUCUCGCCGAUGAAAUGGGCCUCGGCAAAACAAUUCAAGUCAUUGCGUUUUUAUCUUAUUUGAAGGAAUCUGGCUUUUCGAAUUGCCCUCAUCUUAUAGUCGUGCCGGCCAGUACUAUCGAUAACUGGGCAAUUGAAUUUACAAAGUGGUCACCGACUUUGAACGUCGUCAUUUAUCAUGGAAGUGCUGAUGAUAGAAAAGCUUUGCGAUACGAAUGGGCCAAGGACAAGUUCAAGUCGAUGGACGUCAUCAUAACAACGUACAACAUCGUUGGGAGCAAUCCAGAAGAAAAGAAAAUGUUCAGGAUCAUCAAUUUGCACUAUGUUGUUUUUGACGAAGCUCACAUGUUGAAAAAUAUGAAUACACAGAGAUAUGUAAACCUUUAUAACAUCAACGCAAAACGGAGAAUUUUGUUGACAGGGACUCCUUUACAAAACACCUUGCUAGAAUUAAUGUCUCUGUUGAACUUUGUUAUGCCAAAUAUGUUUUCCAGAUGCAUAGAUCAUAUAAAAGCAUUCUUUUCAAAAUAUAGAUCAACUGCUGAUGACGAUAUCAGUGCUUUUGAAGAGGAACAAAUCGACUUAGCUAAAAGAAUUAUGAAGCCCUUUGUCCUUAGAAGGCUUAAAGAUGAUGUACUUAAAGAUCUUCCUGAAAAAACUAGUACAGUGAUUUUUGUUCCUCUUGAAGAGGAGCAGCAAGAAAAAUAUGACAAUAUGUUAAAAGAGCUCAAGGAAUGGGCUGAAACCAAAGAAGAAGGUUUUAGCGUAUUGUCUUCGUUUAUGCAGCUGAGAAAACUAGCCAACCAUCCUUUAACAUGCCGUUUUCACUUUCAAGAAGAAGUGUUGAAGGAUAUUGCAGACCGUUUAGCUUCAGAUGAGACUUACAAAGAGACAAGAGAACAUUUUCUGUAUGAAGAUCUUUGCUACAUGUCAGACCAUGAUAUACACAAAUUAGCCAAAGAACACACAUCCAUUUCAAAAUUUAAACUGAACGACAAAUUUUUCCUCACGAGCGGUAAAUUUAAAAAGCUAGAUGAAAUAUUGCCCAAGUUAAAAUCAGAAGGUCAUCGUGUAGUCAUAUUCAGCCAGUUUCUUUUCAUACUGGAUCUUCUUGAAGAAUACUUGCGUAUUCGCGAUCACACUUUUGUACGACUCGAUGGCUCGACAAAUAUUUUAGAUAGGCAAGAAUUAAUAGAUAAUUUUAAUGAAGACUCGGACGUUUUUGUGUUUCUUUUGACGACCAAAGCCGGUGGAGUUGGAAUCAAUCUAACUUCAGCUGAUACUGUGAUAAUCCAUGAUGUCGAUUUCAAUCCUUAUAAUGAUAAACAGGCAGAAGAUCGUUGUCAUAGAUUGGGACAAAAAAGGCCAGUGCAAAUAAUGAGGUUUGUGAGCCAAGGAACAGUCGAAGAGAAAAUUUAUGCUUGUGCUCAAAGUAAACUGGAACUAGAACAGGGUUUAACAAACAAUAAAGAAGACGAGGAAGAUGUAGGUAAAAAUGUCGCUUUGCUACUGAGAGAGACCCUAGGGUUGAAAAAGUAAUCUCGUUAUUCAAGGAAUCCAUCACUCCCAUGAAAAAAUUAAAAACAAAACAUUUUAAUUUUAAUUUUACACUGAGGCACACAAAAAGAUAUUUUUUUUCAGAGGAACUUUCACAGCGGUGCCUUACUUGUGAUAUUAGACCUAAUGUACAAUAAAAUGUUUUAAAAAAAUUAGUAAUAAUUUAAAUUGGGUUGGUUGAA
Messenger RNA from Cimex lectularius (bed bug), 2954 nucleotides. It is a transcript of the gene Etl1, whose product is annotated as SWI/SNF-related matrix-associated actin-dependent regulator of chromatin subfamily A containing DEAD/H box 1 homolog. The record is from RefSeq and is a predicted model, not a curated record. Lineage: Eukaryota; Metazoa; Arthropoda; Insecta; Hemiptera; Cimicidae. The transcript has 11 exons. Gene Ontology annotation, molecular function: DNA binding; chromatin binding; ATP binding. Gene Ontology annotation, cellular component: nucleus. Bases 250 to 2754 code for a protein of 834 amino acids.